Molecule: messenger RNA, 4722 nt
Organism: Syngnathoides biaculeatus (alligator pipefish)
Lineage: Eukaryota; Metazoa; Chordata; Actinopteri; Syngnathiformes; Syngnathidae
Gene: ccnf
Product: cyclin F
Exons: 17
Coding region: 238-2589 (783 amino acids)
Biological process (GO): regulation of cyclin-dependent protein serine/threonine kinase activity; mitotic cell cycle phase transition
Cellular component (GO): centrosome; cyclin-dependent protein kinase holoenzyme complex; cytoplasm
Molecular function (GO): cyclin-dependent protein serine/threonine kinase regulator activity; protein binding
Source: RefSeq, a predicted model, not a curated record
UGCCUAACAAGUCACGACUCACGUUUGGGUUUGAAUUGGGCCAACAAUUUCAAACAUUACCCAUUAGUGCUGCUUCAACUCGUAGUGGAGGGCUUAAUUUGCCGUCAAAUUUAGUUAAAUUUGUGUAUUUGACACUCGGCCGACGUCUGCGUGAGGUGUAAAUCGCCGCCUGAAUGCUCCGAAGUUAGCCGGUGGGAAGAUUUGAAGAUUACUGUACAUACAUUGAGUACACUUGCAAUGAAAGUUGGUGCAGUUCACUGCCAUUGCCCAAAAUGCUACUCCAUCCCGGUUCGGAAGAGGGUCCGCCUGCGCACGCCGAGCAUCACCUUGCUGAGUCUGCCCGAGGAGGUCCUCCUCUGUGUGCUCCAGUGCAUCUCCGCUGAGGACCUGCUGUCCGUCCGGGCUGUUCAUUCUCAGCUGCGUAACAUUGUGGACAACCACGCCAGUGUUUGGGCCAGGGCGAACUUCAGAGACACUUGGCCCUCCCCUAACAAUUUAUGGUUAUUUGAAAGAGCUGCUGAAAAGGGGAAUUUUGAGGCGGCUGUCAAGUUAGGGAUCGCUUAUUUGUACAAUGAAGGACCGCUGCUGAGCGACGAGGGCCACGCGGACGUUUGCGGCCGCAAAGCAUCGCACUUCUUAAGCCUCGCCGAGAGCCUGCGCUCCCCCGGCGCCGACCCCUUCAGCUGGCUGUUCAUCCGGCCGCCGUGGUCGCCCACCGGCAGCUGCUGCAAGGCGGUCGUCUUCGACCGCCUCAAGGCCGAGUGUGACCGCCACAAGGAGAGGAAGGGUCCCUUGUUGCAUUGCUUGGCGAGAGUGUUACAGCUGUUUGAGGAGGAGGAUAAACACGCCGAAGCCGUUUCCAUGUUGGAAGAGUCUUCGCGCUCGGGGUGUUUGCAGAGCUCCUACCUCAUAUGGGAGCACAACCGUAAAGCUGCUAUGUCAGAUCCAGGCAGGUACCUCCAAUGUGUUCGAACCCUCAGGGACUACGCUGCAAGAGGAUGCUGGGAGGCACAGGUCUCCCUCGCCAAAGUUUGCAGCAGCGGCAACCCGCUGGGUUUGGAGGCGAAAGCCUGCGCCGACUUGGUGUCCCAACUUUUUAGGAACAACCAGCAGGCAGACCAACGCGGCAACCGCAAUGUCCUCAAACGAGGCAUCAAGGACACCAUGAGGUACAUUCUGGUGGACUGGCUGGUGGAGGUGACCACCAUGAAGGACUUCUCUAGCCUAACACUGCACGUGACCGUGGGCUGCGUGGACCGCUACUUGGCGCUGUGCUCCGUCCCCAAGGUCCGCCUUCAGCUCCUGGGGAUCGCCUGCAUGGUGGUCUGCACGCGCUACAUGAGUAAGGAUAUUCUCACCAUAAGAGAAGCCGUGUGGCUCACAGACAACACAUACAAGUAUGAAGACCUGGUCCGAAUGAUGGGAGAGGUUGUCUCCGUGCUGGAGGGGCAAGUCAGGAGCCCCACUCUGCUGGACUACGGCGAGGUGCUGCUCUCCCUCCUCCCCCUGGAGCGACGGACCACUCACCUCUUCAGCUACAUCUGCGAGCUGUCCCUGCUCUACUCGGCCCUGGCCACGUCGCCGCCCCCCGCGCUGGCCUGCGCCGCGCUGCUGCUCACGAGAGCGCUGCAUCACUACGCUCCCGUCUGGCCUGCUCUGUUGGUGGACUACACGGGCUUCUCCAAGCAAGACCUCACCCAUCUUGCCGUGCUGCUUUAUGUCAAGUGUUUCAGUCAAGAUUCUCCCACGGACUACAGACACGUGUCUCUGACCGGCGUGAAGCAGCGCUUCGAAGACGACAUCUACCAGCACAUCAGCAGAGAGAAAGUGAUGGAUUACAAGGAGCUGUGUCACAUCCUUGAAAUUCCUGAAGUGGAGCCUCAGUUGGAGCCUCCCAGCCCCACCGGCCAACCGGCGGACAUCCAAGCGUUCCUCGCUUCGCCUUCCGGCACCAGUAAACGGAGGCGCGAUGACGGCAUGCAGGAGGACAGAGGCAGCCGGGUGACCACGCCCACCGCGGAGCUGUCCAAUCAGGAGCAAACGCUGCUGGGCGACAUCCUGGACUGGAGCCUGGGCGCGUCCUCCUCCGGUUACGAGGGCGACCAAGAGGAGAGCGAGGGGGAGAAAGACGGAGAUUUUUCGACGCUCUCCGUCAAAAUGGAGGCUGAAACAGGCGAAGGGACGCGAGAGAACUGCCGGGCGCUUUCCAGCGACGAAGAAAGCUUCAGCGAGGACAAAAGAAACCUCGCGCUGCGCCCCAAAGAGCGAGACGGACUUCUUUUCUCCGUGGACGACCGCAGUUCAGGCUACUCGUCGGUGCAGAGCGUCAGCCCGUCUUUGUCGUCGUCGUCGUCCUUUUUGCUGGUCCCGUGCGUGGCGAUGACUUUUCCCGCCUCCCCCAACGUCGCCGCCUCCGCCCCGUCCCAGCCGGGCUUCCGCCUUUUGGCCCCCACGCCGAGUCCCCGGGUCCACUCCACCAAGCAGGUCAAGCGGAAGAACUCCGCGGCGCACAGCAGAGUUGAGGUGGGGAGAGGAGACGACGAGGACGAUGAGCAGUUUUCCGCCGACGUGGGCCUCCGGAUUCUGUGAUGGUCAGUUGUCAUCCGGCGCUUUUUUUCCCCCCUCGUCGCCGGCGGAGGGGGCGAAAUUAGUUACACCACUGCCAAAAAGUAACAGAUGUUCAGCUUUGGUCGAAGCUUCGGGAUGAGCCUAAAAAGUGUUGUUGAACUGUUAAUUUGAUCCCCUCUAAAGUUUUGAACGCGUUCCCGAUUUGAGUCAUUUUUUGCACAACUGAUCGUUCUUUUAAAAAGGAGCAAAAUUCCCAACAGGAAAUGUCGUCGGCGUGUUGCAACAAAGUUACAGUCAGACGGGAAGAGUCAUAGAAGUGGACCUCCUUGGAAAUCGAAAGACCUGUUGUCAAUUUUGUCAUUCUGCUUCUUCUGUUUUUUUUUUAAGGCAAAGGUACUGAAUUCGGACGCGCGCGCCAGAAAGCGCAGCUGCCGUCGAACGUGUGCAGUCAAAAGUUGUAAAAGGUUGCGCCGCGUUUGAAGUUCUUGAAAUUUCACCCAAACGUUUUGCGAGGAUGGCAAAAAUCCAAACAAUCGCCAUUUGGACCAAAGAUGUUGGUAUCUAGGCGGAGGGAAAAGUUAAAAAAAAAAAAAAAAUCAUAAUCAUAUUUGCGGCGGAAGUCGCAGAGGAACUUAUGGCAUAGCAACAUUGAAUAUAUUGAUAAGAAGGGAAAACCAAUAGACCCAAUCUCACUCCGCGUGAAACGUGGAAAGAAAUACCGUAUCUGGAUAUGGGGAAAAAAUAUGUUUACCAUAAAAAUAGUCUCAAACUGUUCUAUUUACAUGUACAGCGGUAACAUUACACGGGAGAUAUACAAGCAGAUGCUCGGUUUGGGAUGAAGUUCUCGUCUUACAUGUGAAAGUUGGGAUGCCACAGUCUUAUUAACCUAUGCUAAUGCUGUAGCAAAGUCAUAAUUUCAGUAAAUAUUUGUAUGGGGGGAAAAAAAAGGUAGGCCAUAAAUGUAAAUUAAUUGAAUGGAAAAAAAAAACAAAAACAAUAUGGUGGUAACUGUGUUUUCUUCCUCCGUUUGGUGUUUUUAACGUUCACAACAAACAGAAGAGAAUCUUGUCGGUAUUUGAUAUUUGUCACGCAAACAUUCAACAUAAAGCGGUUUUCAUUCAUCUAUCAAAUUUCUGAGCCGCUUAUCCUCACAGGGGUCACACGAGAGCUGGAGCCUAUCCCGGCUGUCAUCGGGCAGGAGGCGGGGCACAGCCUGAAACGGUUACCAGCCAAUCGCGGGGCACAUAGAAACGAGCAAGAGGUGCGUUUGCAAUCACACCUUGGGGCAAUUUAGGGUCUCCAAUUAAUGCAUGUUUUGGGGAUGUUGGAGGAAACUGGAGAGCCUGGAGAAAACUCACCUAGGCACAGGCAGCACAUGCUAAUUCCACACAAGGGGAGGCCGGGAUUUGAACCCCGGUCCUCAGAACUGUGAGGCAAAACACCCCACAGCUGCUCCACUGUGCUGCAUAAAGCGGUUGAAUUUUUUUAAUUUUAUUUUAUUUUUUAUACUAUUGCUACCAACACUGAACGUAGCCUCUUGAUGGCGCCGAUUACCACACAGUACAGUACAUUCAUUUUUUUUUUUUUUUUUUUUUGUUUACAUGGAAGAAGAAAAAUCAAUAUUUUUUCUUCUAUUUUGGAGCCACUGGCUUUUUCUCAGGACCAUUUAUUGUUUUGUUUUCAUUUUUUUUUUUAACAAUAACCUCAUUGAGUGGUUGCUAACUGUGAGGAAACCAUAACUCAAAAAGAUUUUUAUGGCUUUUUUUUUUUUUUUUUUUUUUUAAUGCACUGUUCUCACAAGCGCGUCUCAUAUUUGCCAAACGUGAACGUGCCGCGUGCCAAAACUACCUUGUUACCGAUUUAUGUUUAAAAACUGUGAAUCUUGACGCGUGCCCUUCCGUAAUCAUCGCAGCACGCUUGAAAAGACGCAGGGCAACAUACAAAAUAUUAUUUAUUUUUCCACUGUUUUGUUUUUUUUCUUGCAAGUCAUACGUGUUGCCUGUCGGAAGUCUGGCACUUAUGUUUUGAAUAUCAUGUCGUUGGAAACUGAUUACGCAUCACUUUCACGUGGCUUCCUCGGCCCUGGGGAAAAAAUAGACUGACUAAUAAUGUUCACAUGAUAAUAUCGGUAAUUGGACUGGUUCUCUCCUGUGU